This is a messenger RNA of Mercurialis annua (annual mercury), 2184 nucleotides long. RefSeq names its product microtubule-associated protein 70-5. Gene Ontology annotation, biological process: cytoskeleton organization. The coding region runs from base 182 to 1906 and encodes 574 amino acids. Lineage: Eukaryota; Viridiplantae; Streptophyta; Magnoliopsida; Malpighiales; Euphorbiaceae. Gene Ontology annotation, molecular function: microtubule binding. The transcript has 11 exons. The record is from RefSeq and is a predicted model, not a curated record.
GAGGAUCAAGAAUUGGUUAAGAAGAAGGGAAGGUAUAACGUCCAUUUCCUGUGUUUGCGGUCAAUAUCUUAAAGCGAUGGACUCUUAUUUGGACUCUCUAAUUCCCUAUAUAUUUUUCUAUUUUUUUCUAUCUUAACACAAUCUCCCAUUCUUGAAUUUGCCAUUUCAAAAACAAGAAAAUAUGGUCAUGGUUUUUGAGGAACAUCAAGAACAACACCCCUCAUUUUCUCAUUCUAACCCUCUUGUCUUCGAGCUCAACCGUCUAAACAAUCUUCUCAAAGAUAAACAAAGAGAAUUGGGAGCUGCUCAGACUGAAAUUAAAGCUUUGAGAACAACCGAAGCUUCCAAGGAUAAGGCCAUUAAAGAGCUCAAGAAUGAAGUUAUCAGGUUGGACCAAAAAGUCUCAGUCACUGAAAAUUUUGUGGAGCAUAAGAAUCUUGAGAUCAAGAAAAUAAAAAAUGAAAAGAAAGAUGCAUUGGCUGCACAAUAUGCUGCAGAAGCAACUCUUAGAAGGGUACAUGCAAAUCAGAAAGAUGGAGAUUCUCUUCCUAUUGAGUCCUUCAUUGCUCCUCUUGAGGCUCAGAUUAAAUUGUACAAAAAUGAGAUUGCAGCAUUAGAGGAGGACAAGAAGGCGAUGGAACGAAUCACCAAGUCAAAAGAAAAUGCUCUGCUUGAAGCAGAGCGGAUUCUGCGAUGUUCCCUCGAAAGGGCUUUAAUUGUUGAAGAGGUUCAGAAUCAAAACUAUGAAUUGAAAAGACAGAUAGAGAUCUGCCAGGAAGAGAACGGAAUUCUGGAGAAAACGAAUCGCCAGAAGGUUAUGGAGGUUGAGAAGCUUUGCCAAAUUAUUCAAGAGCUUGAAGAGACAAUUCUUGCUGGUGGAGCUGCAGCCAAUUCUAUUCGUGACCAUAAGCGACAAAUUUCUGAAUUAAAUGAAGAGAAAAGGAUGCUGGAGAGAGAGCUAGCCCGAGCAAAAGUCUGUGCGAACCGCGUUGCAACUGUGGUAGCGAAUUCGUGGAAGGAUGAAAAUGAAAAGGUUAUGCCUAUUAAGCAAUGGCUAGAAGAAAGAAGGCUACUGCAGGCAGAGAUGCAACGGCUGAAAGACAAGCUAGCUAUAUCAGAGAGAUCAGCUAAGGCAGAAGCACAAAUUAAGGAAAAACUGAAGCUAAGGCUCAGAACAGUAGAAGAAGGAUUAAAGCAUACGUCGAGUUUCUCUGUUCCCGCUGAUGCAGUUUGCAGUUCUCCUACACCAGAAAAAUCUAAUAACAUCCUAACAAGUAAUGAAGGAUUAAAGUGGGCUGCUAGUAGGAAGAGGUCUAGUAGGAAGCCAUCAGGAUCAACUAUAACCCUAGCUACACCGCAGCCUAAUAUAGAAAACGAAAAGGCAAAUCCUGCCGGAGAGCUGAUAAAUUCUGAUAGUUUUAAAAAAAAUUAUGGCUCAGGAGAAAACAAGUUGCGAAAUAGCCUAUGGGCGUCUAGAAGUAAGGUUACCGAUAGCAGUGGAAAGGAAAACACGGAACUGCAGGAAAACACGGAGUUGAACCUCGAGAUGUACAAGAAUGAUGAUAUCUUAAGUUCAACAGAAUUAAGAAACACAGCGAGUGGCAACGAUAAGUUGUAUGAGAAGGAAAUUAGCACCAAUUCAGAAUGUGGAUAUGUGGUUUCAGGAAUUCUGUAUGACAGACUUCAAAAGGAGGUCUUAAGUCUACGGAAAUCUUGCGAGACAAAAGAGAGUCGAUUGAAAGCUAAAGAUCAAGAAAUUCAGACACUCAUGAAGAAAUUCAAUAGUACACUAUCAGAAGUCGUCGAAGUAGAGUCGAAGACAGCAAAGACGGAAACAACAGACAAGGAGAAGGAUAAAACUGUUCCAACCAAAAAGGCCCGUAGUAAGAGUUGCUCUAGAAGGUGAUCGAAUAUGUUCCGAAAGCUGCCUGAAAUUCAUUUGAGUCUUCUUUGACUCUUAUGUUCUGAUUUUUCAAUGUCAAUAUGGCAAUGUUAUACUGAUGAUUAUAGCUAGUUGAAAUAAAACUUGAAUACGAUACGAGCGAUCUGCUUGAGAUUUUUUACAUGAAUGAUUUCAUGGUUAGUUUGGUUUGUGAAUAUGAAUAAAUGCUCUGUUUAGUGAGGACUCUGUAAACAAAUAAACAGUUUGGACAAAAUGAAAGAAAAUAUUCUAGACAUGGAUUA